Messenger RNA from Diachasma alloeum, 927 nucleotides. RefSeq lists its product as uncharacterized. Bases 1 to 927 code for a protein of 308 amino acids. The record is from RefSeq and is a predicted model, not a curated record. NCBI's taxonomy places the organism in Eukaryota, Metazoa, Arthropoda, Insecta, Hymenoptera, Braconidae. The transcript is spliced from 2 exons.
AUGGCGAUCGUGUCACUCCAUCAAUACACUGGAUCCUGGAGCCAAGUUGCAGAGAGAUAUCUCGGACGUGCUGCUCUGGUCAAGACAGCACAGAGUCAUCUUCAUGACGGACAUCACCAAGAUCAGAGGUUUCGCCAGAUCAGAGUUCACGAGGAUGACUGGCCCCUGCAGCAGAUUUUAUGGACCAACUCAAGUGGGAAAAUAGUCAGGUAUCAACUGACAACAGUCACAUGCGGCACAAGAUCAGCUCCGUUUCUCGCAAAUCGUGUUCUUCUUCAGCUGGCUGAGGAUGAAGGACAUCGGUUCCCUUUGGCCGUCUCGCCCAUCGUGAAAAGAAGAUACGUUGACGACAUCUGUGGAGGUGCAGACACGCAUGACCAACUCGUUAGGACCGCUCAAGAAGUUCGUGAUCUCUGUGCUGCUGGAGGAAUGCCUCCGGCAAAAUGGCAUAGUAAUAGUCCAGCCUUACUCCAGUGGCUCGCUCCUGAUAGUGCCUCCAAUGACCAGCGAGUUUAUGAGGAUUCGGAGACCCGGAUUCUUGGUUUGUCGUGGCAGCCCAGCUCGGAUAACUUCGUCUUCUCAAGUCGAAACAGCGAUGAAUCGAAGGUCUCUAAGAGGAACAACCUCUCAGAGAUCGCUCAGAUAUAUGACCCGCUCAGAUUUCUAUUUCCUGUCGUGAUCAGAGGAAAAUUGCUCAUGCAGGAGACUUGGAUUCGUAAGCUCGGUUGGGAUGAGGAAGUCCCAGAACAAGUAGCUCAGCGUUGGAAAAGUUUUCGGAAUGAUCUCACUCUGCUCUCGAAGUUAUCUGUUCCAAGAUGGUUAGGCCUGCUCCAGAAUUCGUCGAUUGAAAUCCAUGGAUUCUCAGACGCUUCUGUUCUCGCGAUGACAGCCGUAGUCUAUCUCAAAGUCUUUAAUGGAGAUGAAUAG